Felis catus (domestic cat) is the source of this 2972-nucleotide messenger RNA. It is a transcript of the gene TREML2, whose product is annotated as triggering receptor expressed on myeloid cells like 2. Bases 194 to 1195 code for a protein of 333 amino acids. The transcript has 5 exons. The record is from RefSeq and is a predicted model, not a curated record. Gene Ontology annotation, molecular function: signaling receptor activity. Gene Ontology annotation, cellular component: cell surface. Lineage: Eukaryota; Metazoa; Chordata; Mammalia; Carnivora; Felidae. Gene Ontology annotation, biological process: T cell activation.
CCACGGUCUGCGGAUCACAGUGGGUCCUACAACUUCCUCACUUCCCUAAAUGGGCAACUGCGCUUUCAGAACGCCAGGUCCUUCCCUGGCAGACCUAAGUGGCACAUCCUGCAGCGGCCUGGGGCCCUAACCCUGGAGGGGGGGUGUCCCUGGCCCCCUAUUGGCCUGUGACUGUCCCCAACUGGAUGGAGCCAUGGCUCCCGCAUUCCUGCUGCUGCUGCUGCUGCUACUGUGGCUCCAGGGCCCUGUCUCAGGUGUCCCUGCUGAGAACGUGUACACUAAAGUGCAGCACCUUGAAGGGGAGACUCUGUCUGUGCAGUGCUCCUACAAGAGCCGCAAAAACCACGUGGAGGGCAAGGUAUGGUGCAAAAUCAGGAGGAAGAAGUGCGAGCCUGGAUUCACCAGGGUCUGGACGCAGGGGCCACGCUACCUGCUGCAGGAUGACGCGAAGGCCAAGGUAGUCAAGAUCACCAUGGCGGCCCUCAGGCGCCAGGACUCGGGCCGGUACUGGUGCAUGCGCAACAGCUCGGGGACCCUGUACCCUCUGACGGGCUUCCUUCUGGAGGUGUCUCCAGCCUCCGCCAUCAAGAGAAGCACUCCUCUUCCACAGCUGGCCAGUAUCCUCCAGAGUGGAAUUGUCGUCACCGAGGGCCCAGCCCCCACCUCAGGCCCCGAUGCCCCUUUCACCACCAGUGUGACAGUGCUCACACCUGGUCUCUUCACCAUGACCAGACUCGUGCCCUCCGCUGCCUCAGGGUCCAUCAGACUGACCUCCAUGACAGGCUACAGCUUCACCAGCGCUGGCUCCUCUACCAUGGGGCCCGGGAAGACCAUGGGGUCCCAGACCGUGACUGUGCCCCCCAGCGAUGCCGGAGCCUCCUCUGCCGGCCCAGUGUCUGUGUCUACCAGGGCCGGGCCCCCGCGUGCCAGAUCACCCACCACAGGAACGUGCCAUACCCGUGGGUCUCUCGUCAACAAAUUAUCCCCUGACAGGCACCAGGAUUCAUAUCCCAUUGUGCUCCUGGGGGUGCUGACCUUCCUCCCAGUGCCUGUGAUGUUGAUCGUGGUCUAUGGGUUCUGGAAGAAGAGACACAUGGGGAGCUACAGGGUAUGCGACAAUCCUGCUAGAGCCUGGAGGGACCCACUUGGAAGCCCGGAGCCUCCAUGGAAGCCUGCUUGGUCCGAGGCCACUUAACUAUGGAGUAGGAAAGCUGUUCCUGGAGGGGCCCUAGGAGGCCAGGGGAGGAUUAAGAUGGGGACCUGUGUGAACUGGAGCCAGACCGAUGCUGGACUCAGGCCCCCCCUCCCCCCCGCAGAACCAGAGGCUGCUCUUGGCCCGCUCAGACCCCUUGGGCUGCCAAGAACCUGAGAACGCUCAGAAUGGAGGGCACCAGGCCAAAAACCGCAGGGCAAGCCACCGAGGGGAUCCUGAGUCCCAGGCCCCCGCUGGGUGGCAGAGAAGCCUUGUAGAGAGCUCAGGAGCCCCUUGUAUGCAGCAGAGGAGAGCAGACGGGUGGGCCGCUGCUCUCUCCCCAUCCCGAACCCUGUGCCCUCAGCCGCCUUCUGCUCCCCUCAAGCUUCCCCACGUGCUUGGGGAGGAGAGUGUCUCAGGGGCCCCGCCCUGGAGGAGAAGAAGGAACAGUGACCAACAGUUGGAGAUCCACAGGGGUUUGGCAGCAGGGGACCCCAGAGCGGCCUAAGCCCCCCACCCUUGGGGCCCCGCGCCCUCUGAUGGGCCUCUGGAUGUGCCCUACCUUGACUGCAGUGCCUGUCCCUGAAGUCCUGGGAGCCAGCCAGCAGAGGCCACCAACCCACUGCGGCCUGUCACCCAUUGGCAGGCCCUCUAGGGACAGUUGUGACCAGGCCGCCCAGAGCCCCUUGGCUGCAGGACCAGCCUGUCCCCAGAUGGGGGCUGUACUCAGGGCUCUUCCCCUCGGUUCCCAGCUGCAGGCCUGAGCUCUCACAGAAGGCGGAGGGCCCUCCAAAGUCCACUGCAGGGGAGGCCACGGCUCAGAAAAGGGUGGAUCGCCCACCCGGCCCCAAGGACUCAUUGUCCCCUGGGAAGAGAGGAGCCACGUGGGACCCAGCAAGGACAGCCUGGAACUGAGCACAGCCUGGAGGAACGCCUGGGGCUGGAGGAGGGCAGGGAGUCUGGCCUCUGCUUCACUGGCCUCCGCUCAGACUUGGCCUCGCCUGCCGUGAAGGCUGGAGAGUAUGGGCUGGAUUCCUCCCCUGGAGCAGGGGCCCUACUAGUCUGGAGCAACUGGAAUAAGCACCUAGGGAUCAAUGUGGCAUUUCCACUCUCCCCCUGGAGCAGGGCCCUCCCAGGAGGGACAGCAGAUGUCAUUGUCAGGAGAGUGACACGGCCAGGGCCUUGAUGGGUGGCUGGGGGGCCACCCCAGAAUGGAGGUGGGGAGACAGGAAGGGACAGAAGGUAAUCCUGGAGGACCGCAGGGAAGAGGCAUCUCUUUCCUGCGUCCAGAAGGGGGCACUAGAGGAGGGACUCAGAUUGAGGAACCCACAAGCCCGGUGUCAGGUCAUACACACACGCGCGCACCCAGAGUGAUUUCGGUCCUCUCUAUCAGGAGGGCGUGCCCACGACCUUGGUGUGCAACUAGGAGGGGGUUCAUUUCCCUGGGGAACACAGCUCCCCCAGACCCCCACUCCAUUCAAGAUCCUGCAACAGCACACUUACAGCCCCGCCUGUGGGAGAGCCGCAGAGGGCUCAGGACGGGGACUGGGGGAUGCCCCCUGUCACUGUGUGACCCUGUGCAAGUAACUAACCCUAUCAGACCUCAUUGUCCUCUGUUGUGAAAGAGGACACUAACUCUACCUCCCAAGACUGCUUUCAAGGAUCAAGUAGAGUGACAGGAACCUCUUACCACCGAGUAAAUGCCUCCUGAUUGCUCGUCCCCAAGCUCUUCUCCAGCUCUAGCGUAUGCUUUGUCCACACUAAAGCCCUCUGGGCCCUA